This is a messenger RNA of Engraulis encrasicolus (European anchovy), 1118 nucleotides long. It is a transcript of the gene gsx2, whose product is annotated as GS homeobox 2. Lineage: Eukaryota; Metazoa; Chordata; Actinopteri; Clupeiformes; Engraulidae. Gene Ontology annotation, molecular function: DNA-binding transcription factor activity, RNA polymerase II-specific; sequence-specific double-stranded DNA binding. Gene Ontology annotation, biological process: regulation of DNA-templated transcription. Gene Ontology annotation, cellular component: nucleus. The record is from RefSeq and is a predicted model, not a curated record. The transcript is spliced from 2 exons. Bases 1 to 720 code for a protein of 239 amino acids.
AUGUCGAGAUCGUUCUAUGUGGACUCUUUGAUCAUAAAGGACACUGCACGACCAACAUCCUUGAGCGAGCACGCAGCACAGGACUUUCUCAUCCCCAUCAGCAUGCACUCUCCCAGUGUCAUGGGCGUAACGGCACCCAUGUGCCCAUCUCGGAAGACCGGCACCUUUUGCGUCUGUCCACUGUGCGUUACCUCGCAUAUCCACUCGUCCCGGGCUGGCAUUCCGCUGCUGAAGGGACAGUUCCCUGGGGAAGCUCAGUUUUGCCAGAGGGUCGCACAUCAACAGAGUCCGGCGUUGGCCCACCCAGGACACGCACCUGUUUGCACGCCCACAUACAGCGUCACAGAUCCGCGGAGGUACCACUGUCUCUCCCUCGGCGCCUCAGACAGUGUGCACAUCCAGAACGGCAAGAGGAUGCGCACGGCGUUCACCAGCACACAACUUCUGGAGCUGGAGAGGGAGUUCUCCUCCAACAUGUAUCUCUCACGACUGCGGAGGAUCGAAAUCGCGACCUACUUGAACCUCUCUGAGAAACAGGUGAAAAUAUGGUUUCAGAACCGUCGCGUGAAACACAAGAAAGAGGGCAAAGGAACGCCGAGGAGCUUGCACGCUGGGUGUAAGUGUGCAGCCGGCAGCCACACGCACUACCCGAGGUCAGAGGACGAAGAGUCGUUAUCGCCAGCAUCAACAACAGAGGAGAAGGAGAUUUCCCCCAUCUAGGGAGGAAAGCUUGGCAUAAAAGACUAUUGCGCUCUUUAGCACUUAGUGUGGAUCCAUCCAGCAGAUCCAUAUGGUCGAUCGGAAACUUGGUUUUGACUUUAAAGUGUGUGCAAAACGUCACCGACGGACCAUUUGAACCGACACCACAGUUUCUCGCUGUUUAUAGGCCACAAAAAACUGUGAAUAGUUGUUUAUUACAAAUACCACUGUGGGUUGCACUGGAAGCAACUGAACCAAACUGUUCUGAUAUUAAAUGUUUACACCCAAAUUAGAUAGUCUACUGUGUGUAUUCCUACUUGAUGUUCGGGGCAGCCAACAGUACAGCCAUCUUAAUGUAAAUGUAGAGCAGUAGCCCAAAACUGUACUGGAGAUAACUGAACAACUGUGAAUAUGUUGGU